This is a messenger RNA of Gongylonema pulchrum, 357 nucleotides long. NCBI's taxonomy places the organism in Eukaryota, Metazoa, Nematoda, Chromadorea, Rhabditida, Gongylonematidae. The record is from the annotation of a GenBank genome assembly.
UAUUCGUCAGCACCGAGUUCGAUGUCGAAUAAAUUUAUGCAUUUGACUAACUACAGUAUUAACAAAUUGGCACAAUCUGAAGGCGAACGUACGACACCGGUACCAAAAUGGAAACUAUCGGAUUUCUGGGGAUAUGUUGCUGAUCGCAUUGAUAUAUGCCUCCUAAAACAUCGAAUUGUUGAUCUUAUCAUCAAAGCCGUCCUUGCCUGCGAGAGUCACAUUCGAACGCAUCAAAAGAAGCAUAGCAUUUACACGUUCACCAGUCAUGAGCUUUUUGGAAUAGAUAUUUUGCUGGAUGAUACGCUCAGACCGUGGCUUCUCGAAGUAAGUCAUAAUAAGCCUAUCGUUUAUCGUUAA